AUGGCGAUCUGUCAUUGGUUCUGUCCUAUCGCCAUCUCUGCCUACGAUUUGACAGAACCAAUGGGGCCCACAAGUCUGUCAACUACUGCAAAGCUGGACUAUGGUAGUGAUGAAGAUGACGACUUCAAGCCAGCUGAAGCACCGCCGUCUAAGCGUCCCAAGCCUGCUGUCAAGGAAGCGCCCAAGAAGGCUGAGAAGAAAACCAAGCCUGAUAGCGUAGGCAGCACAAGUUCCAGUGCUGUCAAUGAGAAGCAGAAGGCAGGGAGGGCAUCCCUGGAUGACAAGCUGUUCCAGCGAGACCUGGAAGUGGCACUGCGUCUCUCACAGAAUGCACAGGCCUCGGAAGGACAGUGCCUGGAGACUGGUCCUGAACAUAAACCUGCGGACAGUAUCGUCGAGCAAAAUGGUAUAGCCACGUUUCCGGACAACCUCGAGCUAGCUGGUGAGGUGGUCGUGCAUUCCGAGCCAGGCCCAGAAACCAGCAAGCCUUCAGUGCUAGCAGAGGCCAAGGAGGAAGAAGACUAUCAGCCGGAGAAAGAAGAGAGCUCUGAGGAGGAGGAGGAGGACGACGAUGCCUCGGAUGAAGACUAUGGAGGAGACAGUGGCAGUGAUGACGACGGGGAGUUUGCCCCUUCGAAGGUCAAGGCCUCACGUUCCCGCAAGGAACCUGUGGCCAAAAAGCCUCCAGCUGCUCCCAAGAAGGCGGCAGGUGCUGCAAGAACAGCGGCCAAAAAAUCUCCUGCACCAUCAGCCGCACCCCAUGCAGCCACGAAGGGCCCCGCAACGAUACGUGGCAAGAUGCUAGCAUCGAGUGCAUCAGCCAGCUCAUCGCCAGUAUCGCCACCGGUGCCGCGGGUGGCACCUCGCCUUGCGGGAGCGCCAAAAUCCUCGCCAAGUGCGGCUCCACGGCCCUUACCACAGCGAACUGCUCCUGAAGGCAAUGUGCCAAUGACUGUGCCCAAGUUUUCGAGCGGCCAGUUGCCGGCUUCAGGGAUUCGGCUUGGCUUGUCGCGCCGCUCAGUGAGCAAGCCACUUCACAGUGUCGUCAAAGUGCAGCAGUGAGCUUGUCAAGCAUACCUUGGACCAGCCGUGCAUUGGUAUGAUGGAUUCAGUGAAUUCUGGACUGCGUUUGUGAUGACUUCAGAAAUUCCUAAGAUUAGUGAAUUGGGGAGUACGUCUUCAGGUGUAAUGAAGGGGGGAGGACACCUUCGAAUAGGCAGCCCUAUUUUUAGAUUUUUAACCUCCGCACUCACGAAUGGGCCUCAAAUCGAAGCCCUUCGUCAACUCCACCGAGUGCAGCACAGCAUCGCUCCUCAUCUGAAGAAUGCAUUGUAUUUCAGUAACGUUCCUUGGUGAUUCCUAUGAUGAAGAUUUGCUUGAGAAGCACAAAUUCACUCCAGCGCAUUUGCGUAGCCGCUGAGAGUGCUUGGUUACAAAACAUAUUCGCGUAGGAACCGUCGUGGAGUGUCAUUGAAGUGCAAAGACCAUUUCAGUCACGGGGUUGUGCUGCCACUCACUUUUCUUGAGACAAUGUGGGGUGUAGAGUAGAGGAACAUACCAGAACGUGGAGGUAAAUGUUUUUAUGUUGUAUAUUGACUGGUGAGUCUUGACGGUCAAAUUUGACUGGUCAAUCUGGAGUUGGGUUGUGUGUUGGCAGCAGAGCCGCUCUCGCUUACUUCAUUUCCCGGGCACAGGUCCAGCAGGAAAUUCAAGGCUGCAACAUGUCACCUUUUUUUCUCCUUGAGGGACGAGCAUGUCCGGUAUUAAGUAUGUCGUGUGAACAUUGGUGCGCAGCACUUUGCUCUUCUGCAUGACAGCCAUGUUUUAUGCUGAUGUGAGGCUCAAUUGGCGUAUCAUACAUUAUGGACAGCAGAAGUGGGGACACCGAAAUUACCAUAACGUUUCAUAGUCGUAAAAACAUUGGUUCACUAGAAAGCACGUACCAUUUCUGGCAUGGGGUGCGCGGGCCAAGUUUCUGCGGUAAUCUAGCACGGCACAGUUUGUUUUCCACUGGCAGAUUUGAAUUAGCAAAAUAUAAGCAUGCCUUUGAGGAUUUGUUGGGUGACUGUUCCAGACUGACCACGGGAAUUUACUGUCAGAUAUCAGUAUUUCUUGCUGUACAAUGACAAGAGACAGUGGUGCCAGGAAAAGCAUAGGAUUUUUCGUGUGAAGACUAAAUUUUUCUUUGAAAUGUGAAAAUUCUUACUAAUUUAAACAUAAUUUACUGUUUUUAGGCAUUUUAGUUACAAACAUAGUCUAUUUCCUCUGUGCUUUGCUUGGCAUCAAUGUCUGUCAGCCUUAUGUUGUUGGUUCUUGUCUAAGUACCAAGCUGUUCAGUUCUCUUUGUUCGUAUUACAUAUUAGACACAUUAAGAAUGAAGGUUUUAUGCUAGAGUGCAAGUAAAGUUGUGGUUGUUUUCUGCAA
Messenger RNA from Dermacentor silvarum, 2424 nucleotides. Its product is annotated as RAD51-associated protein 1. The record is from RefSeq and is a predicted model, not a curated record. NCBI's taxonomy places the organism in Eukaryota, Metazoa, Arthropoda, Arachnida, Ixodida, Ixodidae. The transcript has 7 exons. Bases 1 to 1062 code for a protein of 353 amino acids.